AAAUGGAGCAAGAGCCAGAAAAUGGAGAACGUGCCGAAAUUAAGAUCAUCAGGGAAGCAUACAAGAAAGCCUUUUUAUUUGUUAAUAAAGGACUGAAUACAGAUGAAUUAGGUCAGAAGGAAGAAGCAAAGAACUACUAUAAGCAAGGAAUAGGACACCUGCUCAGAGGAAUCAGCAUUUCAUCGACAGAGCCUGAACACACGGGCCCUGGGUGGGAAUCUGCUAGACAGAUGCAACAGAAAAUGAAAGAAACGCUACAGAAUGUACGUACCAGGUUGGAAAUUCUAGAGAAGGGUCUUGCCACUUCUCUACAGAAUGAUCUUCAGGAAGUGCCCAAGUUAUAUCCAGAAUUUCCGCCUAAGGACAUGUGCGAAAAGUCACCAGAGCCUCAGCCCUUUAGUUCACCACCUCAGCACGGUGAAGUAAAUGAAAACACUUCAACUGCAAGUGCAGAGUUGGUUGCCACACCUACUUCUCUGUCCUUGCCAUCUCAAAGUUGUCCAGCAGAAGCACCUCCUGCUUAUACUCCUCAGGCUGCCGAGGGUCACUACACUGUAUCCUAUGGAACAGAUUCUGGGGAGUUUUCUUCAGUUGGAGAGGACUUUUAUCGGAAUCAUUCUCAGCCACCUCCUCUUGAGACUUUAGGGCUAGAUGCAGAUGAGUUGAUUUUGAUACCAAAUGGAGUACAGAUUUUUUUUGUAAAUCCUGCAGGAGAGGUUAGUGCACCCUCGUAUCCUGGGUACCUUCGAAUUGUGAGGUUUUUGGAUAAUUCUCUUGAUACAGUUCUAAACCGUCCUCCUGGAUUUCUCCAGGUUUGUGACUGGUUAUAUCCUCUAGUUCCUGAUAGAUCUCCGGUUCUGAAAUGUACUGUGGGUGCCUACAUGUUUCCUGAUACAAUGUUACAAGCAGCAGGAUGCUUUGUGGGGGUUGUCUUGUCCUCUGAGUUACCAGAAGAUGAUAGAGAACUCUUUGAGGAUCUGUUAAGACAAAUGUCUGACCUUCGGCUCCAGACUGACUGGAACAGGGCAGAAGGAGAAAAUGAAUUCCAAAUCCCUGGAAGAACAAGACACUCCUCCGACCAAUUGAAGGAAGCCUCUGGCACUGACAUGAGACAGUUGGGUCCUUCAUUGGACCAAGGCAAGAAGGAUGUGCGUCGUAAAGGAAAACGUGGAAAAAAGACUAAAGGAACUUCAAGUGAAGAAGUUAACCUGAGUGACAUUGUACCUUGUGAGCCAGUUUCAGAAGAAAAAGCAAGAGAAUUACCUGAAUGGAGUGAGAAAGUGGCUCAGAACAUUUUGUCAGGUGCUUCCUGGGUGAGUUGGGGUUUAGUCAAAGGUGCUGAAUUUACUGGCAAAGCAAUCCAGAAAGGUGCUUCUAAACUCCGAGAACGGAUUCAACCAGAAGAAAAACCAGUGGAAGUUAGCCCAGCUGUCACCAGAGGGCUUCAUAUAGCGAAGCAGGCUACAGGAGGAGCAGCAAAAGUCAGUCAGUUCCUGGUUGAUGGAGUUUGCACUGUAGCGAAUUGUGUUGGAAAAGAACUAGCUCCACAUGUCAAGAAGCAUGGAAGCAAACUUGUUCCAGAAUCUCUUAAAAAAGACAAAGAUGGGAAGUCUCCCCUGGAUGGUGCUAUGGUCAUAGCAGCAAGUAGUGUUCAAGGGUUUUCUACUGUCUGGCAGGGAUUGGAAUGUGCUGCUAAAUGCAUUGUUAACAAUGUUUCAGCAGAAACUGUACAAACUGUCAGACACAAAUACGGGCAUAAUGCAGGAGAAGUUACACACGAUGCAGUGGAUUCUGCUGUUAAUGUUGGUGUAACUGCCUAUAAUAUUAACAACAUUGGUAUCAAAGCAAUGGUGAAGAAAACUGCAAAACAGACAGGACACACACUCCUUGAGGAAUAUCACAUAGUUGAUAAUUCUCAGGGGGAAAUUCAAGGAGCAGCAGCAAAUAGAAACAUGAGAGGAGAGAAGGACGAGCAUACAGAGGAAGUAAAGAAGAAUGAGGCAAAGAAGAAAGAUAAGUGAUGGAAAUGCUGGGAGUCACCUAUACCAAAGCCUUACAAGAUGGAUGAAAUUUUGUUAAAUAGGCAAAUGCAGAAUUCCCCACAGAUUAACCAGUAUUUUUAAAAUGUAUUUAUUCCUACAAUGUGACUGUCUCAUAUGUUUUAUGGCAUGUAUUCUUCCUAUAAGGAAAAUAAUCAGUAUUCUUGCAUCCAGCCUUUAGAAAUAUGCAGUUAUAGUCUUAGUAAAUUUUUUUUUUCUAAAGGUGGCGAAAAUAUUUUUGCAGUUAAAGCUAAUAAUACAUGUGCUAUAAACAUUAAUCCUAAUGUUAAACUAUUUUUAUAUCUAUCUUUCAGAAAGCAAAGUAGGAAAUUAUAUAGUUACAUAAAAUUUGACAUUUAGCAACCUUGUUCUAUUUAUAGUGGGAAGGAAUGACUUCAAAUAUUGUCUCCGUUUUUUGCACUAAUUGUAGAUUUUUUUUAAAUUGUCAGAAUUUUCAGCAUGUAAGCUAAACAAAAACUAUAAUUCUAAACUAAAAGAAUUCUCAGAUAACAUUUUAAAAGAUUUAAAACAGGGAAGAGACACAAGAAAAUGAGAUUCUGUAAAAUUAUUUGGUAGCUUACCAUUUGUUAGGAAAUAGAUCAGUCUUUUUGAUUAUAAAGUAAUACAAUUAGAUUUUUAAGUCUUUUAGAUUGAGACUGGUAUUGAUCUAUUAGGAGCCCAGGAAAUUUUGAGGUGUGAUUAGUUUUGUUUUAAAGCUUGAAGUGAUUAUUAUCAGCUUAAAACAAAAGGGUCCUUUAAGAAAUCGUUUACCGUAUCUGCUUUUUAAGUUUUUCCAAAGGCUAAAAAUGUAAAAACUGAGAUGUAAACAGAAUUGCAUUUACUGUUGGUAAAUAUAUUUUUAUUUGGGAUUCAGUCAUUGAAAUUUAUAUUAAAAAGCCAAUAAAUUAAGUUAUUAAAAAGGGAAAGGUUCUAUUCAUAAUCAAGGUAAAGAAUAUGAAAACCUUACUCUUAAUUGUGGGUGGGCAUAAUAGUUUCCACUUUGGCAGAAGACAGGAUAUUCACAGACCUGUAAGCUACAAGUAUAUAAGUAAAUAUCUAAUGGCAUUUUAUUUUUGUUUACUGAUUUUAAAAGAUUGGUAUUGGUUUUUUAGCUAGAGUCCAUUCUAAUAAUUUCUGAGCUUCUAGUGGCUAUUUAGUUCAUUAGACUUUAUUUGAAACUGUAAGGAAUGUACUUUGUGAAUAAAAAUCUCCCUGAAUUGCUUGGCCUGAAAUAUAUUCAUGGGCUUGUAUUUCAGAAACACCUAAAAUUCGUAGAGCUUUUUUCUAAGACCAAGGAUAAUGUACUAGUUAAAAUGGAAAUAAAAUUCAGUUGGUAACUA
This is a messenger RNA of Galeopterus variegatus (Sunda flying lemur), 3379 nucleotides long. It is a transcript of the gene SPART, whose product is annotated as spastic paraplegia 20 (Troyer syndrome). Gene Ontology annotation, cellular component: plasma membrane. Bases 3 to 2021 code for a protein of 672 amino acids. The transcript has 8 exons. Lineage: Eukaryota; Metazoa; Chordata; Mammalia; Dermoptera; Cynocephalidae. The record is from RefSeq and is a predicted model, not a curated record. Gene Ontology annotation, biological process: negative regulation of BMP signaling pathway; cell division.